GAACAAGAUGAAUGAAAACGAUUUGGUGGUAGAUUGGAAAGAUAUUCAACAUUAUUGGAGAAACAAUUUCUCUUCAAGAACAGACAUUAGUUUACAACGGUACUUGGAACCUGGACAGUUAUUUUCUUCUGGUAAUACAAUGGGUUAUGCUGGCAUCCCUUUAUAUCAUGGUAUUCACAAAAUGACCAAAGAACAUCGUAUUCAUAUUCUUGUGUCUCAUGCUCAUCAAUUGGUGGAUUUGAUGGUGCGUGAUCUGGCUAUGGAUCAAGUACCAGAUAUUCCUCUUACGAUGACCGAAUCCAAGUACGAUUAUGAAAGCACAGAACGAAUCAUGACGGAUCGUACCAUGUAUCAAAAACUAGCAAAGCAGGUGACGCAGGCGAACAAACGACAACGGAAAUGGAUGGAGGCCAAGAUGGGAUGGCAGCAAGCAAAACGACUAUUACGAGAAAAGCAAUAUGUGUUUGUGUCAUUGGACAUUGAAGCUUACGAAGCCGAUCAUUCUAUUCUGUUGGAAAUUGGCUGGACCCUUUACGACAGUCGCCAUAACAAGUACUUGGAUCAACAUUAUAUGAUGCUGCCCUACCGCCACUUGACCAAUGGGAAAUACGUCGACGAUCAACGCCUCAGUUUCGCUUUUGGCACGUCUAUCUGGUGUACCUUGCAGCAAGCCCUGGAUGAACUGUAUAAAGAUCUGGCAUGGGCCACCGAGCGUGAUGGUGGUUUUGUCUUGGUCGGUCAUGGUCUCAAUAGUGAUUUAUUGUAUCUCAAACAAUGCAAGUUUGCUUGGCCUGUCUUAGAAAACAAUACUUUGGCUUCUACUUUGGAUGUCGAUCAGAGUGCUUUGGUCACCAUUGUCAAUACCGAUACUCUCUAUGGUGCUUAUGUUGGUGAUAUGCAUAAUCCUCCUUCUUUGGGUAGAUGUUUGACUUUGAUGGAUAUCGAUCAUUUUUGUUUACACAAUGCAGGUAAUAAUAAUAAAAAGAAUGAAUGGGAUCAUCACUCAUUUUUCCUUUUUCUUCUUUUUGUACAAGGCAACGACGCUCAUUAUACCAUGGCAUUGAUGAUGAAACUCCUUGACAAAGAAAUAGACUAGUUUCCUUCCUAUAUACAUAAUUAAUUCCUUUUUCCUUUUUUUUUUUUUAUUCAUUGAUUUUUUUUUUUUUUAGGAUCGUUCAU
This is a messenger RNA of Halteromyces radiatus, 1179 nucleotides long. RefSeq lists its product as uncharacterized. Bases 8 to 1096 code for a protein of 362 amino acids. Lineage: Eukaryota; Fungi; Mucoromycota; Mucoromycetes; Mucorales; Cunninghamellaceae. Gene Ontology annotation, cellular component: nucleus. The record is from RefSeq and is a predicted model, not a curated record. The transcript is spliced from 2 exons.